This is a messenger RNA of Sinocyclocheilus anshuiensis, 1929 nucleotides long. RefSeq names its product inactive phospholipid phosphatase 7-like. Gene Ontology annotation, molecular function: sphingosine-1-phosphate phosphatase activity. NCBI's taxonomy places the organism in Eukaryota, Metazoa, Chordata, Actinopteri, Cypriniformes, Cyprinidae. Gene Ontology annotation, cellular component: nuclear envelope. The transcript is spliced from 3 exons. The record is from RefSeq and is a predicted model, not a curated record. Bases 249 to 1106 code for a protein of 285 amino acids.
GAUUGUAAUGGAUGCUAAAGCCGUGCUUACUAAUACAGUGAACGUGUUUUCAAAAACCAAGGUGUCUUACAGCAUAUCUGUGCUUGGGAAUUGAUCUGAACUCCGUCUGUAGACCGCAGCGAGUGUGAGCGGGAUCAUAACCGAGCUGAUCUUCUCCAGCGGUGAUUCUGAGCUGAUCUGAGCCUACUUUGAACCUACAUCUGAAGCUCACAUUAGUUUCUCAUCCUGCUGUACGAUUAAACCACACAAUGCCUUUGAACCCAAGUCGCUCCAGAGCGAAGGAUCGCAGUGGCAGCAGCAGCGUUAUGGGCUGGCCCGAGUUUCUGUCCCUGAACGUCCCGCCGCGAAACAACAGAGCGUGGAGAAGAUCCGGCCAGUCCAGGUCCCAGCAGAACCAGCAGAGUGAGAACCUGCCAGAGCCGGGUGAGAGCAUGAAGGAGCGCAGAGAGGCGACCAGGCUGCCGGAUGAAGACUGCAUGCUGCUCAACCCGUCCUUCAGAGGCAUCGCCAUCAACUCACUGCUGGCCAUCGACAUCUGUCUGUCCAAGCGUCUGGGUGUGUGCGUCCACACCACAUCCUCAUGGGGCAGCAUGCGCUCGGCGGUCACUCUGCUGGCUCUGACGGGUCACGGCAUCACGUGGAUCUGUGGGACUCUGGUGUGUCUCACUCAGAGUAACACGCUGGCUGGACAAGAGGUCCUGAUCAACCUGCUGAUAGCGCUGAUUCUUGAUGUCCUGACUGUGGCCGGGGUUCAGAAACUGGUCAGGCGCAAAGGACCAUGGGACAUAAAUCCCGGCUUUCUGGACUAUGUGGCUCUGGACACGUACUCGUUCCCGGCUGCACACGCCAGCAGAGCAGCAAUGGUGUCCAAGUUCCUCUUGUCCCAUCUGGUGCUGGCCGUCCCGCUGCGGGUCCUGCUGGUGCUGUGGGCCGUCCUGGUGGGCCUGUCCCGCGUUCUGCUGGGCCAACACCACCUGACGGACAUGGCGUGCGGCUUCGCUCUGGGCUUCCUUCACUUCAGUCUGAUGGAGACGGUGUGGCUGUCGUCUGGAGCCUGUCAGACGCUCAUCUCCAUCGGGACCUUCAGCUGGGGCUCCGUCCGUUAGACUGCAAACACAGAAGAUGUAUGUUUACAUGCUGAGUCCGAAUGCAUAAUCCAGUAUUUGUAGGAUUAAACACAUAUUGUGCCUCAGUCUUUCAGAUCAGAUGCACAAUGUAAAGGACAAAUGCAGUUCUGAUUUUACAUGCUGGAAGAAACGAGCUCCAGUCGCAUUAUCAGGUCUGUUAGUUAUGAUUUCAGUCACUCUCUGGUGUUUACACGACACUGAAAGAUGCAUUCGUGCUUGGGUAUUUUUAUAUUGCAUGCAAUAGCACUGAAUUUGACUGUACAGUUGAGUUCGGACUCUUUUUCUGUCUCAUUUUCACUUCUUAAUUCUGCAGAACUGAGAUCUUAUAGGGGAAGUUGCUUGGAAAAGAUGUAAUUGCUAAAAGUGUUUUUGUCCUGAUAAACAACUGACAUUUUUAGAAUGUCAUCAACGUUUGAAGAUUAGUUAAUUGCAGCACCAGUGUAAUUUUGAAAGAAAAAAUAAAAAGUUUGGGAUUAAUUAUAAGAACAUCCAAAGCGAAAAGACCCAUUUCUUUUUUGCUUCGUGAUUUAAUAGCUCUUGCAUUUAAUGGUAAAUUUGUGUGUAGAGCACAGUUGUGUGAUACCAUGUCAAAUUUGAUCAGGACUUACAAACAAUCAGUUUUCCAUCGAGGUGUAUUUAUUUCAGGAUGUUGCCUGUCUGGUUUUCUUUGUGUGCAUGAAUUAAGUUCGACAUGUUUUGAAUCAGUAUUUUUUGUGAUAUCAAUCAAAGUACUGUAAUGACUCCUGCAAUAUUCAAUUGAUUUGUAUUUGACAUAAAAACGAACUAGUGAAAUGGUUCUGUA